GUUCAAACAUUUAUCAGCUAAUUCAUUUCAGUGAUAGUCAUGCCCGGACUUCAGCACGUUGUUCUUCUUGAUAAAAUUGAUUUGUCAGCGAGAGAUAUUUUGGCCCAAAAUGGCAUCAAAGCUGACGUGUUAGAAAAGUUUUCGGAAAUACCAGCUGAAACAUUGCAGUCAUUGGAUGGAUUAAUAGUUCGAUCUGCAACAAAAGUCACUGCUGAGGUGAUUUCGAAAUGUCCGGGUUUGAAAAUCAUUGGUCGAGCGGGAACAGGGGUAGAUAACAUCGAUGUUGGUGAAGCUACGAAUCGCGGAAUAAUUGUCAUGAAUACUCCAGGUGGAAAUACUAUCAGUGCUGCAGAGCAUACAUGUUUCAUGGUAGUGGCUCUAGCCAGAAACGCAGCUAACAAUAAUGCUAUCAUGAAGAGCCACAAAUGGAGUAAAGGAGCAGGACAAGAGCUAAUGGGCAAAACGUUGGGUAUAAUUGGACUGGGUCGAAUCGGCCUCGAAGUUGCUAGUCGAAUGCAAGCAUUCGGAAUGAAAACUGUUGGGUUCGAUCCCAUAGUUGCCCCAGAAUCGGUAGCGCCGCUCAAUGUACAGUGGAUGACCUUAGAUGAACUCUGGCCUAUUUGUGACUACAUAACAGUUCACACUCCUCUGAUCCCACAAACUAAGGAUCUCGUUUGCUCUAAGACUUUAGCGUUGUGCAAAAAAGGAGUUAAGAUUAUCAAUGUUGCAAGAGGAGGAAUUGUAAGUGAAACCGAUCUCUUGGAAAACCUUAAUUCUGGCCAAUGUGGUGGAGCUGGUCUAGAUGUAUUCAUAGACGAACCGGUGAAAGAUUGGACCUUAGUUGACCAUCCUAACGUAGUGGCUACAGCUCAUCUCGGAGCUAGCACUAAAGAAGGACAGCUUAAAUGUGGACAAGAAAUAGCCAACCAGUUUGUUGAUUUUGCAACCAAUGCGUCGUCCAUAAACGGAGUAAUCAAUUCACCGGCUCUGAUAGCUUCAUUUUCAACUGAAAAUGCUCCAUGGCUCAGAUUAGCAACGUCACUUGCUCAACUUCUCUCAGCUAGCACAUCAGAAACGUUAGUAGGAGACUGGAAAGUAGAAAUAACUGGAACUGAGUACCCUGGAAACUUGAAAAGGUUUAUCCUAACGGCAGUUGCGGCUGGCGUUUUAAAGAAAGUGGAAUCGAAUGCAAAUCUGAUAAAUAGUUCAGGACUGGCGGAGAAACAUGGCCUUAAAUUGUCCUUCGCCGAGGAUCUAACUCAGGGUGAUGUUCAGCCUCAGCUGAAAAUAACUGCUUUUGGAAAGUCAAUCUCAGGUGUCGUGAUGAACUCCAAACCGUAUUUGAAAACAAUCAAUGACGCAGUUUUUACGGAACUGUUUGACUUGGAAGUUAGUUCCGGUAGAUUAUUUGCCGGAACUCUGAAUACAUCUGAUGUAGCUAGUGUGUUGACCAGUCUGCAAAAAAUUGGGCUGCAAAGAAUGAAUCUUGCGACAGUCGGGGAAAAAUCAACGCUUGUUGGUGUUUCCCAAAAAUCUGAUGAUAGUUUGAAUAAAUUUGGUAUAUUUUUUGCUGCUUAAAUGAAUUGUUUUGUAUACUAAUUGGAUCAUGUAAUUUGGAUUUAAUAUAUGAAUUUCACCCAUUGGUAAAAGCUAAAAACGAUACAAUUUGCAGUAUAAUUCAUAAAAUUUAAAGCUGA
Messenger RNA from Symsagittifera roscoffensis, 1697 nucleotides. RefSeq names its product D-3-phosphoglycerate dehydrogenase-like. Gene Ontology annotation, molecular function: phosphoglycerate dehydrogenase activity; NAD binding. NCBI's taxonomy places the organism in Eukaryota, Metazoa, Xenacoelomorpha, Acoela, Convolutidae. The transcript has a single exon. Bases 40 to 1578 code for a protein of 512 amino acids. The record is from RefSeq and is a predicted model, not a curated record.